CUCGAACGCGUUGCGCACUGGAAUAUCGACAUUCGCGUCCGCGGUAUAACGCGGACGACGUCGACCCCCGGCUCACGGAUAUCCAGGUUACCAAUACCCCGACGACCACCCGCGGGGCCACGUUCCUACUACACCUCUGGCCUCUUCGGAUCCCGCACCUGUGUGCGUAAGAGCAACGACCAGGUGAAGCCGGUGCGACCCACGAGGCUGACCCGGCUGGAAUCGAUGAAUAUACAUUUCGUACGAAUGUCGGCGCUUCGAUUACAGAGAAUUGAAACUCGGUGAAUUAUUCGCGGGACCUCCGCGAAACGAUGAAUUCUUACGGUGCGCUCCGGGCCCCCGUCGAAAUCGUUGAAUACCACGUUCGUUGGAUAUGACGAACGCGAUGGCAGAAAAAACGCGGAGGCAAGAAUCGUUCGCAAUCGUCAGAAACGUUGUGCGUAAGGAGAGACCCCCACCCUAUCACACCUUGACGUGUUGAAAUCAAUCUACGCGCGCUUUGCGGCAAACAUAGUUGAUUCGGUCGCCGGAAAUGGCGCCACCCCUCGGAUUGAUGAUCUUUCGAACGACCCUUUUCGCGAUAUGAUUGAACGAACAUCCCUCGAGCGGAGUUCGAUACGAAUUUUAAACUUCAAAAGCAAUCACCGUCGACGGGUGUAAUAAAUGGACACGGGAAUAUAGGAUAGCGAUUUUUGGUAAACGAACUGUGAUUGAAACAGCGGUAACGACGUUACUUCGCUAUUCGAAACACAAUAUAGCUGAGAGACAAAAAUAGCUUUGUCAUAAAUCUCCAAGCGAAACACAGUGACAAAUAAUUGAAUUUGAAGUAGCGGUAAAGUCCUUCAAACUUUCAACUUUGUCCCUCCGACCUCGCGUACACAUCAUAUUACAAUGGUAGAAAUUCAAUCAAAUUUUCAUCCGAGUCAAUAGCUGGAAAACGUCUACGGUGUUCCAUAUAAAUUUGAUUUGACGCCAUUGAUAUAUUGAACGAACCCUACCGACAAAUUACAACGAACAACUAGCCGGUUGUAACGAAAAACGUUUUACUUUAGUUGCAUUUUGCACGAUCGCACGAUAUGCUCGUCACUUAUACAUAAGUAUGUACAUUAUUCCCGUUGUGCGCUCGAGCCCUCGUUAUGUACCCCAUCUUCGAGGCGUGCUGUAACGCUGAGACCCACAAUAUUAAUAGGUUGCCCUAUCGCCGUGCAAAGAUGUUCUGAAUUAGGCUGUAUAUCUAGAGUGUCUUUUUACUGCUGGAAGAAUGUUUCGGUCGGCGAUUUGAAUAAAUAAACAAUGAGGUAGAAUUUAUCGCAAAGUUAAAAAUGUAUGGUACACGAUUGUGCAGAGAAAGCAAUGGGAUAGCUCAUUGUCAGUUUUCGAACGUGUAAAGUUCGAUCCGAAAUGGGGUAAAAAAAGGGUUGGAGCGAAGAUUUCUGGUAAAAAAUGUUCAAUAAUUGAAAUCAACGCGUUGCUGAAAGUUCAAACGGUUACAGGAAAGCAAGUGGAACGAUUUUUACGAGCGGGGUACAUCGUACAAAAUCGAAUGAAAAAUGUAAAAAUUGCGCCAACCGGAUAAAGUGCGAAUCGUAUUAAAAUCGAAACGAGCUACGACUGCGCGUACAAUAUAAUGUGAAAGUAUUGAAUCACAAUGAUGAAUAUUCAUCCGAAUACCGUUUUAGAACAACUUGAUAUCUAUUUUAGGUCGAAAUAUCGACAAUCAUUCAUUCAUCUCGGCAUUGUGAACGUGAACCGAGAUACAUCUGCAUGUGUGGUUUGAUUGAUCGUUAAUUGAUCGAAUUAAAUCGAAACUUUCAACACAUACCUCUCAAUGAAGUGCUCGAUAUUUGUCGUUACGAAUUUCUUUUUCUUUUACCAAGACUCUCACCAUACGUUUUCACUUGCCAAAGUUGAGCAAAAUCAGCCGGGGCACUAUUACUCGAUUCUGCGGACCCCGUUUGAUCGUCUUUUUAAACUCAAGACUUGGCUCAAGAGACUGUGGAGUAAACCGGCAAGUGGUGCCAUCCAACAGUGGUUGCAGAUACAAAAUAUACCCCUCCGAUUUCAUUCGAGGUUGAUAAUAAAAUUGGAGGGUAAAUUCUAUCCACACGUGAUGGCACAUGCAUAACUUACGACCGGUGGCACAUGUCAAAAGAGAAAAGUAUGGUGAAAAUAUAGACGAACUGUUUAUCUCGAUUGAUACCGAGUUCAUCAUGGUCCUUUUCAACACUAAUACGUGGAAUGCCGGUCACGAAUUUUGUACAGUGUUUAGAGACCAAUAAAGUGAUACCUGGCUUCAGUAUUAACUGGACUUCACAAGUAAGGUGCCGGUGUUCUCACUUUUGAGAUCUGAAUUCGUAUGUAUAGGUCACAGUGUGUAUCUGGCCAAUCUUGUCAACAUACCAGUUGCUGCUUAGUUGAUUAUCCAAAUGAAGAAAAGGGCACACAAAACCAGGCGCCAGUUACUGGCGGAAAAAGAAAAAGUAGCAAAAAAACUUGUAGACAAAGCUAAUGCUACAAUAGAUCCUCUUUCCACGUUAGAAUUUCUUCGUAAUUACAAAGCAAAGGAUGGAACUAUGGUGGAGGUUUCGUGCCACAGGGUCGGAGAUCUGUCAAAAGAAACUGUAUCAUGGAUUUUAGACCUCAUGGAACGGAACAUGAAAAAAAUGUACGAACAAUCCUCAUGGGGCUGGGACCAGGUGUCCAAACAAACUGAGUUAUUGGAACCAGCAGCCUGGUACUUAAUCGCAACUUGUGGUGGCAAACCAAUUGGAUUUUCUCACUUCAGAUUCGACAUAGACUAUGGCAUCGAGGUGUUAUACUGUUACGAAAUACAGCUGGAGUCAUCGACUAGACGAAAAGGGCUAGGUCGUUUCAUGAUGCAGGUUCUCGAGUCAAUGGCUUUUCAGGCUCGAAUGCAGAAGGUCAUCCUGACAGUCUUCAAACACAAUCCUGCAGCCAUAUCGUUCUUCCAUUCUCUCGGGUAUGGUCUGGACAGCACAACGCCGGAUACUAGAGAAAACUUGCACUACAUCAUCCUCAGCAAGCUCAACUUAUCUCUCGUUUACCCUAACGCCAACCAAAAUGCACUGGACUGAUUUUUUAGGCUCAAACCCAAUGACUCACAAUGAUUGGUACUUCGGUCAACUCAUGUAUAAGUGCAUCCGUUUAAACGUUCUUAUAUGUGUUAGUAUGACAACGGCUCCCCAACUAAUGCAUUCGUGUCUUAAGACUGCGCUCUAUGCAUUAAUAUGGACAAAAUUUGAUGUUGACACAAAUGGACAAUCGGAGAUUUAAGAGAGGGUCCGAUGCUAAUAAACGUUAGUGGAGCUUCA
Molecule: messenger RNA, 3332 nt
Organism: Athalia rosae (coleseed sawfly)
Lineage: Eukaryota; Metazoa; Arthropoda; Insecta; Hymenoptera; Athaliidae
Gene: Naa40
Product: N-alpha-acetyltransferase 40
Exons: 5
Coding region: 2427-3095 (222 amino acids)
Cellular component (GO): nucleus
Molecular function (GO): histone H2A acetyltransferase activity; protein N-terminal-serine acetyltransferase activity; histone H4 acetyltransferase activity
Source: RefSeq, a predicted model, not a curated record